Messenger RNA from Brachypodium distachyon (stiff brome), 3573 nucleotides. RefSeq names its product ATP-dependent RNA helicase drs1. Gene Ontology annotation, cellular component: cytoplasmic stress granule. The transcript is spliced from 7 exons. Gene Ontology annotation, biological process: cytoplasmic translational initiation. Gene Ontology annotation, molecular function: ATP binding; translation initiation factor activity. Lineage: Eukaryota; Viridiplantae; Streptophyta; Magnoliopsida; Poales; Poaceae. The record is from RefSeq and is a predicted model, not a curated record. Bases 229 to 3372 code for a protein of 1047 amino acids.
CACUACCUACUACUACUGCUGCUGCUACGAGUCUCCUCCAAUUCAUUCAAACGCAAUAAAUACUCGUCUUUGUUCAUCCGGCCGUCCCCUUGGCCCAUCCCCGUCUAGCCGCCGCCGUCUCUGUCCAAAACCCUAGCAUCGCCCUAAACCGCGUCCCCGGCGCUCGUCGUCCGAAGCGGCGGAGGGCCCGUCUAGGUUCAAGGUACAUUAACGCAAGAGGGCAUACACAUGGUGUUGGAAAGUGGCGAAGAAGUACAGAUCGCAAAACGAGCUAUGGAAAGCAGCCGAGAAAACAAGGCUGUGCUGGAGCAAGGACAAACUACUGUGUCCAAUAAAAAGAAGUGCUUUGCUUGUAAAGAGAUAUCACACACUUUGGAUCAGUGCAUGAUAAAAGAAAAACUGGGUGCUGUAGCCCAGCUAUUUGGACAUUCUACAAGGUCUCCGUUCUACAUGAUUCGACCUUCAGAGGAAGUUGUUGAAAAUGAGAAAUUCUAUCAUCACUGCCUGCUGAUCACAUCUAAUAUGAGUAACUUGGAGCCAGAAAGAGUGAAGACUGAACUAAACAAGUUUUGGAAGAUGACUGAUGACUGGGAGAUAAGUAGAGAGGGCACACAUAGUUUCCUAGCAUCCUUCAACUCAGAGGAUGACUUAACAAGCUGUUUGAAGCCUCCCAAAAUAGAAAUAUUUCUGGAUGAAAUGGAGGUGCAGUUCACUGCAGUAAGGUGGAACGAAGGCAAUGGGCAAAAGCUUGACUUGAUCGGAGAGUGGCUUUUGGUCUAUGGAGUCCCAAGAACAUACAGAAACUGGAAGGAGCUAUAUCAAGUUGCAUCUGCAAUUGGAGUCUUGCUUGAGGUGGAUGAGGAAAGUCUGGAAUGUGGGGAUAAAGAACCUAUUAGGUUGAGGAUAGCAUUGCAAAGUCUUGAUGGCGCUCCUUUCUCUAACCACUUCGUGUUUGGAUGGUCUUCUAGACUAGUCAAGUUCAUGAUCGAAGACAAAGUAAAAAGGAUAGAAGGGCAAAGGGAAGAAUUAGAAGAACUUAACGGUAGCAUCAUUCAGGAAUGUGAAGACAAAAGAGAAAAAGGUGUUGAGGUACCUCCAGAGGCGUUGAAUAAAGAAAUGAAUCCAGAAAGCACCAGUGUAGCUUUGGCAGGCAAGUGCAUGUUGGAUUUCAAAGGUUGCUCACACAAGGAGCAUGAAAAAGAACUGCAGACCACAGGAAUAGCUCUAUUGCUGGAAGACACAGAGUUAAUUGAAGAGUUGCGAGUUGAUGCAGAGAUCAAAGGAAACAAAUCAAAUGCUCCAGUGGUCAGUACAACAAACUCUAAGAAUAUAUCAGAAGAGGGGCGAUCCACAAGCGGUAGUUCAGCAAGAGGUAAUCAUAUGUUCGAUUUGGAAGGUUUGUCAGACAAGGAACAUAGAAAGGAACUAAAGACCUGGGAAACACCUACAUUGCUGGACGUGCCGAAGUGCAUUGAAGAGUUCAGAGCUGAUGGAGGGAUAAAAGAAAACAAUGGCAGUGCUAUAGCAGCCACCGCACUGAACUCUGAGAAAACAACAGAAGACACUCCAGAAGCUGAAGGUGGGCAAUCCACAAGUGGAAGUCCAACGAGUUUGAUUGGAGGACUCUGCAGAGGUAUACAGAAGCCACCUAUAAUAAAUGUGUACGAGAGAAGAAAAGACCGGGAGCAAAAAGGAUGCACCGCAGAAGGAUCACUUCCUGAUGGUGCCCGUGUAGCUAUACAGAAGCCACCUAUAAAAUAUGUAUACACGAGAAGAAACCGGAAGCAAAACGGAUCCACAGAGCAAGAAGCUGCUUCAAAGGAACUGAACAAAGGAACAAACCCAGGGAGUAGCAGUCAUGCCACAAGGGUAGCAACCUCAACAUGCAAUAUGUUGGGUUCCAAAAGUUUCUUAGAAAAGAAACAUGAGAAAGAACUAGAAAUGGCAGAAACAGCUCUACUGGGGAAAGGGCAAAAGUCAACUGAAGAGUUUGGAGAUGGAGAGAAUAAAGACAACAACGUAAGGACCAGUACAGCCUACACAAAAAAGAAAACAAAACCGAACAGUCUGUAUGCUGAAGGAGUGCAAUCUAUUAGCAGAAGUUCAGCAUGCAUGAUUAAAGGAGCACAGACAAAUGGUGUUGACAUGGCUGGACUGGCACCAGAAGGAGCUCAGUUUGAUGGAAAGCAACCUGUUUCUAAAAAGAACGCAGAGCUUACUCAAAUUUCCAAGGAGUUCAGCACAUAUUGUGAAAUCUAUGACAGUUUCAUCGAGAUGGGUCUUGGAGAAAAUCUGCUGAAAGGAAUAUAUGCAUAUGGUCUGGAGAAGCCUUCAGCAGUCCAUCAGCGAGGAAUUGUCCCAUUGUGCAAGGGUCUGGAUGUUAUCCAGCAAUCAUUGUCUGGAACAACUGUGACACUUGGCUGUGGAGUUCUGCAACGACUCGAUUAUGGAUCUACGCAAUGCCAAGCUUUGGUUCUUGUACCAACACGUGACUUGGCACAGGAGACGGAAAAAGUUAUUGGAGCACUUGGGCACUGUCUAGGUGUCAAAGCUCAUGCUUGUUUUGGAGGAACUAGUAUUCGUGAGGAUGGGCAAAUUUUGUUGAGCAGCGUUCAGGUCAUUGUAGGUACUCCUGGUCGCAUUCUUGACAUGCUGAGAAGGCGAACACUCUGUCCAGAUCACAUCAGAAUGUUCGUCUUGGAUGAAGCAGAUGAAAUACUCGCUGGAGGUUUCAAGGACCAGAUCUAUGAUAUUAUCCAGCUUCUGCCAACCAAAAUCCAGUUUGGAGUAUUCUCUGCCACCAUGUCCCAAGAAGUUCUUGAGCUUUGCUCCAAGUUCAUGAAUAAUCCUUUUAAGGUCAUCGUGCCGAAAGAUGAUGAACUUGAGGGCAUCAAUAUCAAGCAGUUCUAUGUUAAAUUUGAGAAGGAAGAAUUUAAGUUUGCUAAAUUGUGUGAUCUUUUUGACACCAUGGCGGUCACAAAAAGCAUCAUCUUUGUCAAUGCACGUCGAAAGGUCAAGUCACUGGCUGAGAAGAUCAGAGGCUGGAAGUACACCGUCUCAGCAAGCCAUGGCGGUAUGGACCAGCAGGCUAGAGAUGUUGCUGUUGAGGAACUCCGGUCUGGAUCGUCCCAUGUCCUUGUUGCCACAAACCUUCAUGGCAUCGAUGCGCUGCAGGUCCCCGUCGUCAUCAACUAUGAUCUGCCAACACAACCAAUACGCUACCUUCGUCAUGUGCGUCGAAGCGGAGAGUCUGGAGGAAAGGGUGUUGUCAUCAGCUUCAUCACUCCCACUGAUGAGCGUGUCCUGUCUGACAUCCAAAGGUUCUGCAACACUCAGAUAGGGGAGAUGCCACCAACGUUGCCGCUUUGUUAAGAAUGUAGUUGAGAAUGGUACCUACACCCAUGAUGGUUGCCAGUAAGUUUGGGUAGACUUUUGUUAUCUUUCCUGGACAACAGCUGCAUUUUGUUGGAUCAUGGGAAUCAUAUGGGAUUGUAACAAACUUGUUGAUUUCUGGUGUGCUAUAUCAUAGCGGUUUGAUACUGAUGUGGUGCAAAUGCAGUUGUUCAUUUAUCC